Messenger RNA from Etheostoma cragini (Arkansas darter), 3224 nucleotides. RefSeq names its product CCR4-NOT transcription complex, subunit 4b (gene cnot4b). Gene Ontology annotation, cellular component: CCR4-NOT complex. Gene Ontology annotation, molecular function: RNA binding; metal ion binding; ubiquitin-protein transferase activity. The transcript is spliced from 13 exons. NCBI's taxonomy places the organism in Eukaryota, Metazoa, Chordata, Actinopteri, Perciformes, Percidae. Bases 318 to 2558 code for a protein of 746 amino acids. Gene Ontology annotation, biological process: protein ubiquitination. The record is from RefSeq and is a predicted model, not a curated record.
CAUGCGUGUAACACCCAAGACGAUUUGCGCCGACUCACACUGAGUUGUAUUGUAGUUGUUGCCCCUGUUCUCUCCUCCUUCCCGUGUAAGAUGGUGGUUUGUGCUGCCAGCAGGUAGCAAACACCUUUACAAGCUGACAGAAAGGCCGGUUGGCACCGUGACAACCGCUGACAGCUGCUAGAGACGGCAGCUUGCUGCAACCGUAUCCCAUAUAGGCAUACUUCUCCCUCAACAUCCUGGAGAGGAAGCUGCGAAAACACAUAGGCAGGCUCCCGUCCCUGUCCUAGACGUCCGGUCCAGUAGUGUGUGAUCGUAGGAUGUCCCGGAACCCAGGGGUGAAGGACGACCUGAUGGAGUGCCCACUGUGUAUGGAGCCGCUGGAGAUCGAUGACGUCAACUUCUUCCCCUGCACCUGUGGAUACCAGAUCUGUCGCUUCUGCUGGCAUCGAAUCAGGACGGAUGAGAACGGCCUCUGUCCCGCCUGCAGAAAGCCAUACCCCGAAGACCCGGCGGUGUACAAGCCACUGUCGCAGGAGGAGCUGCAGAGGAUAAAGACGGAGAAGAAGCAGAAGCAGAACGAGAAGAAGCAGAAGAUCACCGAGAACAGAAAGCAUCUGGCCAGCGUCCGGGUGGUGCAGAGAAACCUGGUGUUUGUGGUGGGGCUGUCACAGAGGCUGGCUGACCCCGAGGUUCUGAGGAGGUCAGAAUAUUUUGGGAAGUUUGGGAAGAUUCACAAAGUGGUGAUCAACAACAGCACAUCGUACGCUGGCUCCCAGGGGCCGAGUGCCAGUGCCUAUGUCACAUAUAUUCGUUCAGAAGAUGCUCUCAGAGCAAUCCAGUGUGUCAACAAUGUGGUGGUCGAUGGCAGGACGCUGAAGGCUUCUUUAGGAACUACAAAAUACUGCAGUUACUUUUUAAAGAGCAUGCAGUGCCCCAAACCAGACUGCAUGUAUCUACACGAGCUCGGGGAUGAGGCUGCUAGUUUUACUAAAGAGGAGAUGCAGGCAGGAAAGCAUCAGGAGUAUGAGCAGAAACUACUACAAGACCUGUACAAAAGUAACCCAACCUUCCUACAGAGUCCAGCGGUGUCAGGGGACCGGUCGAAGGGCAAAGGCAACUCCUUACAGAGUAAAGAUGGCCUAUCAUCAGACCCCGGGAGGAGUCCUCCAUUAGAGGGCUCAGACUGUGAACACUUGACCCCUGCGGGGCCCCAACCUGACCCGAGCCUGGACCCCGUACCGGCCCUCUGUCCUUUCUCCUCACAGCUUGCUAGCCCCAGCCACACUCUGACAGACAUCACCAGUAUAGGCAACGGUGAAACCACACAACUGCUCCGUGGAGGCAGUGAGUCCACGUCGCCCCCCCCUGGCCUCAGUAAGCCCAGUCUGCUGCUUCCCAUCAGUGUCCCGGGCCACACGGCCCGCUCCCCGUUCGAGGCGACUGCCGCCGAGUCCCAGUCCCUGUUCUCAGACAACAGUAACUUCAGGCAUCCCAACCCGCUGCCCAGCGGCCUGAGCGGCUUCCCCAGCUCCCCCCACAGCAACGCUGACUGGCCCACAGCGCCAGAGCCACAGAGCCUCUUCACCUCAGAUACCAUGCCGGUGUCGUCGUCCACAGACUGGCAGGCCGCCUUUGGCUUUGGCUCAUCCAAUCAGCAACAGGAUGACGACCUGGGCUUCGACCCAUUCGACGUCACACGCCGAGCUCUGGCGGACCUCAUUGAGAAGGAGCUCUCUGUUGAAGACAGCUUUGGCUCCGCCCACAGAACGCUAGGGCCCCUGGGAGGGCUCCCACCCUCUCAGCACUUCCCACAGCAUCAGCACCCUCGCAGGGCGGACUAUAGCUCCUUCAGCUUCCCCUACCACCCUCCAUCCUCCACGGCCUCUGCAUCUUGUGGCUCCUGGAUGGCUUCCACCUCUUCACGCAGGAACUUUGUGCAUUUGAACCACACAGUCAGUGUGAUGGCCCCCCCCUCACACAGCAGAAUGGACUUGACAGUGCUGCCAGGACAUCGCACUACCGGGCUCGGGGGACUCCCCGUCACAGAAAGCGGCAGCCGCGGAGAGAGUCUAAAUGUGAAGGAAUGGCAGGACGGCCUCAGAGCGCUGUUACCCAACAUCAACAUCAACUUUGGAGGGCUGCCCAACUCCUCGUCUUCCUCGUUGUCCUCGUCCUCCUCCAGUGUCCAGCACGCAGGGCCCCCGGGGCUUCCUCACAGCCUUUGCUGGGACCGCACAGCCAGAUGGAUGGACCCAGCCAUAAUCACCGGGAUCCCUACCUCCACUGGCAACGGUCUGGACUCUCUUCAAGACGACAACCCUCCACACUGGCUCAAGUCCCUGCAGACGCUCACAGAAAUGGACACACCGUCCAGCUCUGUCUCACAACAAAAUGGCUUCAUUGGGAGCCAGCCGCCCCCCCACAGAGCCAGCUGGGCACACUACCCGGCCCCUAGCAGCCAGUUCCACUCCCCGCCGCCAGGCUUCCAGACGGCCUUCAGACCCCCAACACAGACCCAGACAGACCUGCUACAGAGCACCGCCAUCGACCGCCACUAGGGACUCCCAACACACACACACACACACACACACGCACACGCGUUGCUACCUGAAAUAGGCAGAUACAAUAAAAAAAACUAUGAACAACUAAUAAGAUGAUGAUGAUGAUAAUAAUAAUAAUAUAAUGUCUUAAUUUCUUCCUCCAACCAGAUCCCCUGGGCUUGUGUUUCAUGUCUCGGUUUAUGAUUGUUGGUAUGAGUAGGUCGAGGCCAGCUGUCCCAGCCACGCCUUUUAACAGACACACAAACCAGAGUCUCUCUGGUAGGGCAAAAAGCAGCAGCCUUUACUGAAUCUGAACAAGCUUUGAGAAUCACACGGUCACUUUCAAUCAUGUGCAGAAAGUGUGUUUGACAGAUGCUUAGGGAUCAAAUCGGCUGACAGAUGUGAUGAUUUGAAACAGGGUUGAACAUGUCUCUUGAUAAACGUCUUCAACAAGCUGCAGCUGAGAAACAGAGCUUUGCGUCUUUGAUCAGUAAAUGGAAGGUUUAGUAUGGCUAAGGUAUGGCAGAGCGCAAGGAGCCGCACAGCUUUAGUAUCUAGUAUAUCACCGACAAAAGAUCUGAGGGAGCAUGCAACUAUUUUGAGCGCUUUAAUCUGCACGUCAAGCUUUGAGAGUGCCCAGCCACGAUAUAUAAGACUCGCGUGUGUGACGGGGUUGGGGCUCAU